Messenger RNA from Bombina bombina (fire-bellied toad), 5764 nucleotides. It is a transcript of the gene AQR, whose product is annotated as aquarius intron-binding spliceosomal factor. The record is from RefSeq and is a predicted model, not a curated record. Gene Ontology annotation, biological process: mRNA splicing, via spliceosome. Bases 74 to 4945 code for a protein of 1623 amino acids. Lineage: Eukaryota; Metazoa; Chordata; Amphibia; Anura; Bombinatoridae. Gene Ontology annotation, molecular function: helicase activity; mRNA binding. Gene Ontology annotation, cellular component: catalytic step 2 spliceosome. The transcript has 35 exons.
UGUACACUACACACUUUUGAACGUACUGCUUUGGUUGUAAUCCCAUGUGAGUGUAGGUGUCCGGUUCGUUACCAUGGAGACCCGGGUUGCAGCACCGCUGUCCACCCGCAAGGUGGUCACCCCUACUGUGACACAAAUGAACGCUGAAUAUGUCACCCAGUUGGCGAAUACAUAUUGGGCUCCACAUUCCAAAAAGAAACAGCCUUUUGAUUAUAAGGUAAUUGAAGACAUUUACACAAAGGAAAUAGCAAAGUCAAGGUUUGCAAUCAGGAAGAUAAUGCUGCUAGAAUUCAGUCAGUACCUGGAGAAUUACCUGUGGCUGAAUUACUCUCCGGAGGUGUCCAGCAAGGCUUAUCUUAUGUCAAUUUGCUGCAUGGUGAAUGAGAAGUUCCGUGAGAAUGUCCCUGCUUGGGAGACCUUCAAGAAGAGGCCCCAACAUUUUCCUUUUUUCUUCAAGAGAAUAAUUGAAGCAUCUGUAGCUACUGAGACCAAGGGCGACCUCACAUUGCACGAGAGCACAAUUCUUCUCCUGUUCCUAGAUCACUGUUUUAACAGUCUGGAAGUGGAUUUAAUUCGUGGACAGAUCCAACAGUUGAUCUCCCUGCCCAUGUGGAUAUGCCUCCAACCGGCUCGACUGGAACACGAGUUGAAGAAAACACCAAAAUUGAGAAAGUUUUGGAACCUUAUCAAAAAGACAGAUGAGAAGAUGGAUGAAAAGGCCAAGUCAUUGGCCAAGCAAGAGAGAUCGUUUUUGUGGCAACUGAUCCAUAAGUUCUUGUCAGUGCUCAGAUCCAUUGCAGCCUCAGGACCUGUUUCUAUGGACAGGGUGCAUUACUGUGAACGUUUCAUUGAACUAAUGAUUGACCUUGAGGCCUUGCUUCCUACUCGCCGGUGGUUUAACACGGUACUAGAUGACGCCCAUCUUGUUGUCCAUUGCUACCUGUCUAACCUUUGCAACCGAGAGCAGGAGGGACAUCUCUUCUCUCAGCUCCUGGAUAUGUUAAAAUUCUACACUGGAUUUGAGAUCAACGACCAGACAGGAAAUGCUCUCACAGAAAAUGAGAUGACAACAAUUCACUACGAUCGCAUUACCUCCUUGCAGAGAGCAGCUUUUGCACACUUCCCAGAGCUCUAUAAUUUUGCUCUCUCUAAUGUAGCAGCUGUGGAUACACGGGAAUCCCUGGUGAAAUUCUUUGGUCCUCUUAGUCCCAACACGCUCCACCGGGUGGCAUCUUACCUCUGCUUGCUGCCUGCACUUGCUGAGGGAGAAGAAACCACAUAUGACAAAGACAUUCUUCUGGAGCUGCUGGUGUCUCGCCAUGAGAGGCGCAUCUCUCAGAUCCAACAACUGAACCAGAUGCCAUUAUACCCCACAGAGAAGAUUAUAUGGGAUGAGAACAUUGUGCCCACUGAAUACUAUUCUGGGGAAGGAUGCCUAGCUUUGCCAAAGCUGAAUUUGCAGUUUCUCACCCUCCAUGAUUACCUCCUUCGAAACUUCAAUCUCUUUCGUCUGGAGUCUACUUAUGAAAUCCGUCAGGACAUAGAGGAUGUGGUGUGCCGCAUGAAGCCCUGGCAGUCUGAGUAUGGCGGUGUGGUAUUUGGUGGAUGGGCACGCAUGGCCCAGGCCAUUGUAGCUUUCUCAGUGGUGGAAGUGGCCAAACCUAACAUUGGUGAGAACUGGCCUACUCGGGUAAGAGCUGAUGUGACCAUCAACCUGAAUGUCCGAAAUCAGAUCAAGGAGGAAUGGGAAGGUCUUCGUAAGCAUGAUGUUUGCUUUCUGAUCACCCUAAGGCCAACAUUGUCCUAUGGCACAAAGAUUGACCGGCGUCAAUCCAUCAGUGAGCAGACUGGCCUUGUGUAUUUAAGAGGCUGUGAGAUCCAAGGCAUGCUGGAUGAGAAAGGACGUGUUAUUGAGGAAGGACCAGAACCUAAGCCUAAGCUUAAAGGGGACUCGAGAACAUACCGAGUGUUUCUUGACCCCAACCAAUACCAGCAGGACAUGACCAACACCAUACAGACUGGCUCUGAAGACGUGUAUGAAACUUUCAACUUGAUCAUGCGAAGAAAACCAAAAGAGAACAAUUUCAAGGCUGUUCUGGAAACCAUUAGGAGGCUCAUGAAUACAGACUGUGUAGUUCCAGACUGGCUCCAUGACAUCAUUCUGGGUUAUGGUGAUCCAGGCAGUGCCCACUACUCCAAAAUGCCUAAUCAGAUCCCAACUUUGGACUUCAAUGAUACUUUCCUCAGCCUUGACCAUCUGAAGGCCAGCUUCCCUGGCUACCAGGUCAAAGUGACUGUGGAGGAUCCAGAUUUGCACAAAGCUCCUUUCAGAAUUACAUUUCCUGUAUAUGGAGGGAAAGGCAAGAAGCGCAAAGAAGGAAACGAUGAGGAAACAAUGUCUGAAGAGCCACCUACACUGAUUGUAGAGCCACAUGUCAUCCCAAACCGUGGGCCCUAUCCAUACAACCAACCCAAACGUAAUACUAUUCAGUUUACCGCCACCCAGACAGAGGCCAUCCGUGCUGGCAUGCAGCCUGGACUCACCAUGGUAGUUGGGCCUCCUGGAACUGGAAAAACGGAUGUUGCUGUACAGAUUAUCUCCAACCUUUACCAUAACUUUCCUGAGCAACGCACUCUUAUUGUCACACACUCCAACCAGGCCCUUAAUCAGCUUUUUGAGAAGAUUAUGGCUCUAGAUAUUGAUGAAAGGCACCUUUUGCGUCUGGGACAUGGAGAAGAAGAGCUAGAGACUGAGAAGGAUUUCAGUAGAUAUGGGCGAGUGAAUUAUGUCUUGGCACGAAGACUGGAGCUUCUCAAGGAAGUUGGACGUUUGCAGGAGAGCCUGGGGGUCCCAGGAGAUGUGUCAUAUACAUGUGAGACUGCUGGCCACUUCUUUUUAUAUCAGGUUAUGUCAAGAUGGGAGGCUUACCUUAGCAAAGUGAAAGUUAAAUCAUCUCAAACUCCAGAUGUUAAUGAGAUCUCAAAAUCCUUCCCCUUCCAUUGCUACUUCUCUAAUGCACCUCAGCCUAUCUUUAAGGGGCACUCAUAUGAAGAAGAUAUGGAACUGGCUGAAGGGUGUUUCCGGCACAUCAAGAAAAUCUUUACUCAGCUAGAGGAGUUUCGAGCCUUUGAGUUGCUGCGCAGUGGAUUGGAUCGAUCCAAAUACCUUCUGGUGAAGGAGGCCAAAAUAAUCGCUAUGACAUGCACUCACGCAGCACUGAAACGCCAUGACCUUGUAGAACUUGGAUUCAAGUAUGAUAAUGUGUUGAUGGAGGAAGCUGCUCAGAUUCUAGAAAUUGAGACCUUCAUUCCCCUCCUUCUGCAGAAUCCAGAAGAUGGGUUUAGUCGCCUUAAACGCUGGAUAAUGAUUGGAGACCACCACCAGCUUCCUCCUGUGAUUAAGAACAUGGCCUUCCAGAAGUACUCUAACAUGGAGCAGUCUCUGUUCACAAGAUUUGUUCGGCUGGGAGUACCAACAGUUGAUCUGGAUGCCCAAGGGAGAGCCCGGGCCAGCCUUUGUAAUCUUUACAACUGGCGUUAUAAGAGUUUGGGAAACCUACCUCAUGUGCAGUUGCUUCCAGAGUUCCGCAGGGCCAACGCCGGCCUCCUGUAUGACUUCCAACUCAUAAAUGUUGAAGACUUCAAUGGUGUUGGAGAAUCUGAGCCCAAUCCAUAUUUCUAUCAGAACCUGGCAGAGGCGGAGUAUGCUGUGGCUUUGUUUAUGUAUAUGCGUCUACUUGGAUACCCAGCUAGUUGCAUCAGCAUUCUGACAACUUAUAAUGGACAAAAGCACCUAAUCCGUGACAUUGUAAAUCAGCGCUGUGGCAACAACCCUGUGAUUGGACAGCCCAAUAAGGUUACCACUGUGGACAGAUUCCAAGGGCAGCAGAAUGAUUACAUCAUCCUAUCGCUGGUCAGGACCAGGGCAGUUGGUCACCUCAGAGAUGUAAGGCGAUUAGUGGUCGCCAUGUCCAGAGCUCGCCUUGGUCUGUACAUAUUUGCUCGAGUAUCCCUUUUCCAGAACUGCUUUGAGUUAACACCAGCGUUCAGCCAACUUACUGCUCGCCCACUUCGUCUGCACAUCCUACCAGGCGAGACAUUCCCUACACAGAGGAAGAAUGGUGAAAGGCCUCCCUUCCCAGCCCAGAUCAUAAAGAACAUGCCGGAGAUGGCAAACUAUGUGUACAACAUGUACAUGCACAUGCUUAGGAGCAGCCAGCAAUACCAAAACCGUCAGGGUCUCUUACCACCUCCAGCUGUCACUUAUGAGCAGGAGCCAUUAUUUUCUCAAGAGGAGGAGAUGGAAGUGGACAUUGAAGUAACUAAACCACAACAUGAGAAUCUGGGGCAAGUUGUUUCAGUGACUUCCCCUGGUAAAGAAACAAAAGAGAAUGUUGUGCACGCUGAGACUACAGACAUUGUGGGGGUAGAUGCAAAGAAACCGUCAAUUGAGGCUGUACAGCAAGAAGACAAAGCGAGUUGUCAAGAGGUGAAAUCCCCACCAGUCAAGGUUCAGGAGCCAGUAACUGACAAUGCUGAGGUUCGAGAACCUGAAACUACCCACAGCCGGGAUCAGGAGUCAUUGACUAGUCCUAGUGAGGUGCAUAAAGAGAUAACUAGUCACUGUGAGAUACAGAGCCAUGUACUAGUUUCCAGUGACCUGCAGGAAAAAGCACAGACUGAAGAGGUCCAGGAGCCUAUGAGCUGUUCUGAUGUGUUGCAGGAGUUGGCUGCUGGAGACAAUGAUCAAAAGGAUCAAGCAACAGUAACAGCAGCAGAAAAUGAGGAAUGCAAAACAGCUCCUAUAAGUUCAGAGGGAGAGUUUCAGCAACCAAUAGAGUCCUCGAGUAGCCAACAAGAAGAUCUGGAACAUCGGAAGAUGCCGCAGCAUCCAGGCAGGGACAGUGAUAGUGAAUAUAGUGAUGAUGAAGGGAGUGAAGACUAGCUUGUCACACACCAAGCAUACAUAUAUGGUCCACAUGCAGCCCAAUUUAAUGAGCAGAUUAACAUGGCUGUGAAUGCACACAGCACCCUAGACUGUGAACUCUAAAAACGGUUGUGUAACAGCUGGAUUAGUAUGUGAAUACACACAACACCCUAGACUGUGAACUCUAAAAGCUGUCAUGUAACAGUUGGAAUAGCAUUGCGGUGACUGGGUAUCAAUUAUAUUCAGUUUACACUCUUCUUGCUCAAUGCCCAAGAGAUGCACUGAGCAGUAUCUGAGUGCAGUUCCUAUAAAUGGCAGCCGUGGAGCAGUUGAGGUAUUUCCAGAUUAGAUUGUCCUUGCUUCCUCUACUUCAGUCACCAAUUUAAGGGAUAUAAAAUUCAAAAUUGGAAUGAAUGAGUGCAUUUCAGGUUGGAACAGCAGUAUUUUUUUAUGUAAAAGCAAAAAAUAUUGUUAUAGUAAUAGCUUUAAUUGUGCAUGGACCAUAUGUUAAUGUUACUCGCGCACCCUCAUUCAAACACCACACCAUCUUAGAGCUGGGGCCUGUAUGUAUUUAUUGCCAAUAACUCAAAAUGUAUGCAAAUCAAAAUUAAAAUAUAAUCCUGCAUUUCAAUUUUGAGUUUUACUUCCCUUUAACCCUUAAUCUGUCCCUAUUAGCAAGGGGUUUAAGUGCCUGUUUGAUCUAACACCAUUAUGAAAGUUCCACCCAUUAGUCCAUGAGCAUCAUAGGGAAGAGAUUAAUAUUUGUUAUUGAUCAACAUGAGAACAUGCCAUAUAUUUUUAGGUUGUUUUUUUUAUUCAGUAAAAUGUAUUUUGUAA